UUGCAAUGAACGUUCCUAUUGAUUGCAGUUUGCAUUUAACAGUCCUUGAUACAAUAAAUACAUCAUUCAAAGUUUAAAUAUGUUUAGCAAAUCUUUAUUUUCAUAUUUCUUUAUAAUACUUCUUGUUGUUGGUUGUUUUGAUUUUGGAACUUGUGCUGUUAUUUCUACAUGCAGUGUCUGGCCAGGAUAUAGUUGUUGGCCGGGAUACUAUGGAGGAUACGGUUACGGUGGAUAUGGUGGAUUAUACAGUGGAUUAUACAGUGGAUUAUACAGUGGAUUAUACAGUGGAUUAUACAGCGGAUUAUACAGUGGAUAUGGCGGUGGGUCAUACGUAUAUGGAAACAAUUGCUACGGUAGCAAUUGUGUAACAACAUGUAUUACUCCAUGUCAGACACCUUGCAUUUUUACAACAUCUUGCUGUUGCUAAAAUGAUAUUGCUUUAACGCAUACCUACAAAAUAAAUAUUUUAUUGAUUUACUGGGAACAAGUUUGUUUGAUUU
Episyrphus balteatus (marmalade hoverfly) is the source of this 500-nucleotide messenger RNA. Its product is annotated as neuropeptide-like protein 28. Bases 80 to 427 code for a protein of 115 amino acids. The transcript is spliced from 2 exons. The record is from RefSeq and is a predicted model, not a curated record. Lineage: Eukaryota; Metazoa; Arthropoda; Insecta; Diptera; Syrphidae.